Molecule: messenger RNA, 1009 nt
Organism: Temnothorax curvispinosus
Lineage: Eukaryota; Metazoa; Arthropoda; Insecta; Hymenoptera; Formicidae
Exons: 2
Coding region: 621-962 (113 amino acids)
Source: RefSeq, a predicted model, not a curated record
ACAAUAAGUCACACACAAAAACUAUGUUUAUUUAUUAAAAAAAUAACAAAAAGUUACAAAAGUUAAAAAUAAAUUUUAUUUUAUACGUUUUCUUAUGACACUGUUCGGGAUUGGGCAGGACAAAUAAGAUAUCAAAACCCACUAUUGAAAUAUCAUUUUUUUGGGAGAAAACUAACUUCUGACAUGUUUUCUUCAAUCAAAAAUAACAUAUACCAUCAACCUAUCUAUCUAUCAUCAACUUUGGUGGCGUGUAUGAUUCAUGGUGCCACAGCAUUGGGUGUCCCAUAGUGUCCCGAAUGCACUUAAUAUAGAAAAAAGUGAAACGUAAUAAAAAAAAUAAAUGAUACAUGAUUAUCUGUAGUGUAGUAAAAUGACAAAAGAUGCUAGAAAGUUGCACCUAAUUUUUAGUACGUGUAUAUUUUACUAAAAAAACAAUAUUAAAACAUUUCUAAAUGGUUAAAAAGAAAUUUACGCAUCACGAAAACCUUAUUAUGUCACGUGCAUCUCGAGACUACGGACUUUGAUGACUGCCACUUCGAUACGAAGUAUGGGCAACGAAAUAACUGUCACAUGAUAUUAAUUGAAUCAACUUAAACAUUCUGGAUUACCUUAAACAGUCAAUGACCUAUGGUACCCCGUGGCUCAUGGUGCCCCGGUCUCCCUUACAUUCCAUCAGCAACAAACCCCGACAACAACGACGAUUGAAUCAGAUAUUGACGAUACCAUCGAGAUCGAAGCCAGUCCACUAUCCGCGGCAGAUUGCGAAGGACAUUCAUUCAUAUCGCACAAAAACGACUGCACCAAGUAAUAUAUGUGCAACUUCGGCAAGAUCUCGGAACAGUCCUGUCCACCUGGACUCUACUAGAACAAAAACCGAUGCGACUGGCCGGAGAACACCAAGUGCAAUACUACUCAACGUCAAAGCAGCCUAUCGCCGAGAUUUAGAUUCGCAAAGAAUAUAAAAGAAAAAAAGGUGGUUUGUUACUAUACGAAUUGAGCUUGGAGGUGG